AUGUCAACCAAUUGUUUUUCUCGCGAGAUUACACGCGUUGGCAUGGCGGUCCUUCUUGAAACGACGCUCGGCGAUAUUGUGAUUGAUUUAUUCACAGACGAAAGGCCGAAAGCUUGUCUCAAUUUUCUGAAAUUAUGCAAGAUAAAAUACUACAACUACUGCCUUAUCCACAAUGUACAGAGAGAUUUUAUCAUCCAAACUGGGGACCCUACUGGAACAGGGCGGGGUGGCGAGUCGGUCUACUGCAAACUUUACGGGGACCAGGCCCGUUUUUUCGAUUCAGAGAAAGCACCGCGCAUUAAACACAGAAAAAAGGGGACAGUCUCUAUGGUUAAUAAUGGGAGUGACCAACAUGGUUCACAGUUCCUUAUUACCACUGGUGAAAACCUGGAUUACCUGGAUGGCAUGCAUACCGUUUUUGGGGAAGUGUCAGAGGGCUUGGAUGUGCUGUCUAAAAUCAAUGAGACGUUUGUCGAUACAGACUUUGUCCCAUUUCAGGACAUCAGAAUAAACCAUACUGUGAUCCUUGAUGACCCAUUUGAUGAUCCGCUGGAUCUUCCAGUUCCUGAUCGGUCUCCUGAGCCCACCAAAGAGCAGCUAGACAGUGGAAGGAUUGGAGCAGAUGAAGUCAUAGACGAGACUGAUGGGAAAGCAGUUGAAGAAGUCGAGGAGCGGAUCAAGGAGAAAGAAGCCAAAACCCGCGCAAUCCUGCUUGAGAUGGUGGGCGACCUGCCUGAUGCAGACAUAAGGCCUCCAGAGGACGUGCUGUUUGUGUGCAAACUAAACCCAGUGACCACAGAUGAGGAUCUUGAAAUCAUCUUUUCUCGUUUUGGACCUAUUAAAAGCUGUGAAAUCAUUCGUGACUGGAAGACUGGGGAGUCACUCUGCUAUGCUUUUAUUGAAUUUGAAAAGCAAGAGGACUGCGAGAAGGCCUACUUUAAAAUGGACAAUGUGCUCAUAGACGAUCGGCGCAUUCAUGUUGACUUCAGCCAGUCUGUGUCCAAGAUCAAAUGGAAAGGAAAAGGUGGGAAGUACACCAAAGAAGAUUUCAAGGCGUAUGAAAACGACUUGGAGAAGCGAUCCAAACUGACUCUGAAAGAUCAAGUGAAGCCCAAACAAGAUUCCCGAUAUGACCUUCUUUUGGAUGAAGAUGAGGAGCAAGAACAUCGUCAUUCUGAGAAAAAACACAAAGAGAAGAGACAUCAUCAUCAUCAUUCGGAUGACGAAUCGAGCAAAUCCAAAAAAUAUAAGGACGAUAGGGACAACCGGCGGGACAGGAAGCAAGACCGAAAACGCUCCCGUUCACGUUCCCGCUCCAGGGACAGGGAUCGCAGGCACGACAAAUCCUGGGACAAACACGAGAAAGAGAGACGAGACAGGAGUCGAAAGAGUCGGAGUCGUUCGCCCAGGAAGUCUCAGGACAAAGUCAGGAGCAGAUACAGAUGAAGCGCAUUUGGCGUCAUCGCAGAAAGGCAAAAACUCUACUUUCAAAAUGGUGAUGUGACUCUACACCUUCACCAUAUGGACAAAAGUAUUAUGCUAAUUGUUUUCCACACCAUUAAGUAGUGUUUGGGGCGGGGGGGACAUCACUUGUGAAAUUAGACACUGCUGGGCUCAAAUUCUCACUUUGCUUAUGCACGCAUACAUCAAUGAACCCUGAUGAUUUGUGAGCAAUAAAGGCCCCACGCUGAUUCCACAAAAUUGGAAGUCUAAAUAUGCAAAAUUUCUUGGUACCAGGAAAAAUUUAGCUUCAGGACUAUGGAUUACACAUUAUUAAUUACUUUAGCUGAUUGUACUGCUGAUUACACUGCAGUGUUAAAGUUCUUAUUGUGUGGAUAGGGAACUACUUAAUUUUUGUUUUUUCUUGCGUCACAUUUUUAUGCUAAUUAAAACUCAAAUGUGUAUGCUGAUUCUAAAAUACCAGUCUUUUUUUUUUUUUUUUCUCAAGCAAAUCGUUUUUUUUUUCUCUUCUGGUGACCUACAGUGGGGCAAAUAAGUAUUUUGUCAACCACCAAUUGUGCAAGUACUCCUACUUGAAAAGAUUAGAGAGGCCUGUAAUUGUCAACAUGGGUAAACCUCAACCAUGAGAGACAGAAUGUGGAAAAAAAAAACAGAAAAUCACAUUGUUUGAUUUUUAAAGAAUUUAUUUCCAAAUUAGAGUGGAAAAUAAGUAUUUGGUCACCUACAAACAAGCAAGAUUUCUGGCUGUCAAAGAGGUCUAACUUCUUCUAACGCUCUACUCCACUCGUCAUUACCUCACCUCACUCGUCAUUAGUCACCUGUAUUAAUGGCACCUGUUUUAACUCAUUAUUGGUAUAAAAGACACUAGAGCAGGGCGGUAAACCGAAAAUUUACCGUCACCGAAAUUCUUAACGAUGACCGACGUAAUUUUGACCAUGUCGGUAAAUUCGGUAAAUUAAUAAAACAAGAAAAUAGUCUUUUCAUCCCGCUUUGAUUCUGUGUUGUUCGUCUAUGUUCAUUCCCCUUUAAGAAAGCAGUGAAUAUGCUUACGUAGGGAGUCACGUGAUCAUCAGGAAGCCAAUCAAACAAAAGCCCGGUAAGCUAACGCUAGCAGCUAACGCUACAAGCAAAACGUGAUGGAGUGUGGCUUAAGGGAGGUUCACCAAACUUUCAACCGACAUUUAGUAGACUCUUGGUGGCAUCCAGACGGGCUUUCACCCGCUGUCCUCCUUUGUUCUCACGAUUUCCGGAGAUGGUGCUUUCAGUGCUUUCUACUGGUAGCCAGGCUAACGCUAGCUAGCGGCUAACGCUACAAAUGAACGUUAUGGAGUCGGAUAGAGGCUCUAACUUGGUCGAAACGGCUGAACUUAAUGAGUGGAUUGGGCACGGACUGCAUCUAGCAAUUACUAUGUGGCGUUAUUUUGUAUCUGUCUGUGUGUGUGAUUCCUCUGAUAGCUUUUGUGAUGGUAAAGAAUUCUGCAUAAAGUACAAUCCAACGGCGAAACUUAUAAUGACCGAGAAAUGGCCCCAGCUAUUUUUAUUGUGCGUGCAUUUAUGAAAAAAUGCACUGGGGGGGAAAAAAACCCUUAAACCAUAAAGUAAACACUUGUAUUUAAUAAUUAUAUCACAGCAGCCAUUAACAAUAAGUUGUCUUUUUGAAGUGUACUGUUCAAGCUGCAAGUCAUUUGUGUUACAAUUACAUGUUUGCACAGGCAUAUUGAUUUUGACAAUGUACAUUGUUCAAGUCAUACACGCUGUUAUAAAUGUUCAUACUUGAAUUCUUAUUGCUUACAAUACAUUUUUAUUAGGGCUGUCAAACGAUUAAAAUUUUUAAUCGAGUUAAUUACAGCUUAAAAAUUAAUUAAUCGUAAUUAAUCGCAAUUCAAACCAUCUAUAUAAUAUACCAUAUUUUUCUCUAAAUUAUUGUUGGAAUGGAAAGAUAAGACGCAAGAUGGAUAUAUAUUUUCAACAUGCGGUACAUAAGGACUGUAUUUGUUUAUUAUAACAAUAAAUCAGUUCUAAAUCAGUUAUAGAAAUUUUAUAUUAAAACCCCUCUUAAUGUUUUCGUUUUAAUAAAAUUUGUUAAAUUUUCAAUCAAAAAAUAAACUAGUAGCCCGCCAUUGUUGAUGGCAAUAAUUACUUACACUAUAAAAUCAGUCGCACCCAAACGCCAGCAGAGGGCAGCAAAACUCCGCAAAACACAAUUAACAGGUGGGCCUUUCACUCUAGUGACAUUUAAAUAUGUCUGAGCUGGGCAAGUGCGUUAAUUGCGUCAAAUAUUUUAACGUGAUUAAUUUAAAAAAUUAAUUAACGCCAGUUAACGCGAUAAUUUUGACAGCCCUAAUUUUUAUAAAUUUAAUGUUUAGACUGCAUGUACAAUUGUUAAAUACAGUAUAUCAAAUUGAAUGCUGGUAAAUAAAUCAACAAGAAAUAGUUAAUCUGUAUUUCAUGCAUUGAUUCAGAUUUUCAAAUUAUAUAACAGUCCGCUUGGGCGAAUUUAUCGUCAUUUAUCGUUAUCGAGAUAAAUCUGCUCAAUUUAUCGUGAUACAUGUUUAAGGCCAUAUCGCCCAGCCCUAAAAGACACCUCUCCCCUCAGUCAGUCACACUCCAAACUCCACUAUGGCCAAGACCAAAGAGCUGCCGAAGCACACCACAGACAGACAGAUUGUAGACCUGCACCAGGCUGGGAAGACCGAAUCUGCAAUAGGUAAAACGUCUGGUGUAAAGAAAUCAACUAUGGGAGCAAUUAUUAGAAAAUGGAACACAUACAAGACCACUGAUAAUCUCCCUCAGUUUGGGGCUCCAUGCAAGAUCUCACCCCGUGGCGUCAAAAUGAUAAUAAGAACGGUGAGCAAAAAUCCCAGAAACACAUGGGGGGACCUAGUGAAUGACCUACAGAGAGCUGGGACCACAGUAACAAAGGCUACUAUCAAUGUGCCGCCAUGGACUCAAAUCCUGCACUGCCAGACGUGUUCCCCUGCUGAAGCCAGUACGCCUCCGGACCUGUCUGCGGUUCGCUAGAGAGCAUUUGGAUGAUCCAGAAGAGGACUGGGAGAAUGUGUUAUGGUCAGAUGAAACCAAAAUAGAACUUUUUGGUAGAAACACAGGUUCUCGUGUUUGGAGAAGAAGGAAUACUGAAUUGCAUCCAAAGAACACCAUACCCACUGUGAAGCAUGGGGGUGGAAACCUUAUGCUUUGGGGCCGUUUUUCUGCAAAGGGACCAGGACGACUGAUCUGUGUAAAGGAAAGAAUGAAUUGGGCCAUGUAUCGGGAGAUUUUGAGUGAAAAUCUCCUUCCAUCAGCAAGGGCAUUGAAGAUGAGACGUGGCUGAGUCUUUCAGCAUGACAAUGAUCCCAAACACACAGCCAGGGCAACAAAGAAGUGGCUUCGUAAGAAGCAUUUCAAGGUCCUGGAGUGGCCUAGCCAGUCUCCAGAUCUCAACCCCAUAGAAAAUCUGUGGAGGGAGUUGAAAGUCCGUGUUGCCCAACGACAGCCCCAAAACAUCACUGCUCUACAGGAGAUCUGCACGGAGGAAUGGGCCAAAAUACCAGCAACAGUGUGUGAAAAGCUUGUCAAGAGUUACAGAAAACGUUUGGCCUCCGUUAUUGCCAACAAAGGAUGAACUUUUGGUAUUGACCAAAUACUUAUUCUCCACCAUAAUUUGAAAAUAAAUUCUUUAAAAAUCAAUGUGAUUUUCUUUUUUUUUUCCACGUUCUGUCUCAUGGUUGAGGUUUACUCAUGUUGACAAUUACAGGCCUCUGUAAUAUUUUCAAGUGGAAGAACUAAAUAUGACUAAAUAUUUGUUUGCCCCAGUGUACUUCCUAUGUUACCAUUUUCUCAUAAUGACUAAAUAAUGAUACAGAAGCCUAUUCUUGUAGAAUCAUAACAGUGUUGAACAUUGCAGUCAUGCCUGUUUCUUUCAUAUUUCUGUGUGUUAAUAUUUUUUUUAAAUAUAGAACAAGCAUAAGUGGAGUCUUUUUUUUUUUUUUUUUAAGAAAAAAAAGGAUCUUUUAAUUCAAAAACACUUUGUGUCAUAGCGCAAAACUGAGUCCUGUUCUGGAUUAUGCACCGUAAAAUUAGUUGAAAACAGCUGUCAUACUAUACUAUACUUUAUAAACAUUAACAUUUUUUUACUUUUGCUGUCUUUCUGCGGCUGGCUCACUCGGUGUACUCUCAAAAUUCCAGUACGAUCACAUUUGCAUUGUAGUUUGCUGCUAAAUAGAUUUCACUUUCAUACACAACACACCUUGAGUCAACGUAAUGGGGCCGAAAGAUCAAUAUGUUCAGCAAGUCAAAUUUCCCUUUUCGGACUGCAAAAAGAAAACCAUGCAGGACUGCGUAAUUGACAACUGUUGGACUGGUCAUCUGUUGACAGGUUGAAAAUUAAAAAAAUGCAAUGGUUAUGCGUAAAAUAUUUGACUUGCAUGCCAUUGAAAAACAUGUGCUAUACGCUUUAUUUCUCACUGGCUGACAUGAAAUCAGAAGAAACAUUUUCUAUUGCAGAGUAACCCGUUCAGGGACAGUGGACAUCAAUUCAAAAGUUCUCAUUUGCUUAAAUCAUUCACUGUCAGCCAGAGCAUGUGUUGUUGUAUUUAGUAAAUGAGGAAAACUGAUAGUGAACACACCUAUUGACACAUAUAGACAUCCAUUUUACCGUAAUUUUUGGACUAUAAGCAGCUACUUCCCCUCCCUCAUUUUGAAUCCUGCGGUUUAUACUCCAGUGCGACUCACUUUUUGAUUUAUUUGAGUUAAUAAGUAAGACUUUAUGUGACAGUGGUGUCAUAAGACCGCCAUAAGAUGUGAUAAUUAUGACAUGACACUGUCAUGGGCAUUAAUGAAUGCUUAUGACCGAUUUCAUUAAGUGUCAUCCAGCAAAUUUUGUCACUAACUCCCUUUCUGUCCAGUCCGAUUCUUUAACAUCCAUUCAAAAGAAGGAUAAUUUGCCAGGUGACACAAAAUAAAAUCUUUCAAAAAUUAUUUGUGGAAAGUGUGUCCUACAACAUACACACAGCUUUAUUACCGUAUUCGUUUUCCAAAAGAAGAGAUCGAGCAAAAUUUUCAUAAAACGAUUAACCUUGAUUGAAUGUCUCCCUACCUUAUGCAACCCAUGUUUGCAUAUGAUCAGAAUUAAAAACUUUUUUUUCUCAUUUAUUUAAUACUUAUAUAAUACCAUCAGUAAAUUGGUUCUUUAUCAGCAAUAACAGCUAGAUAAGGAGCUUCUACGCUUGAGAAAAAGCUAACAUUAGUAUGGAUUUGCAACAUCGUUAUCUGCAUUCCUGUUACACUAAUCAUGCCAAAUAUUGUAAACAUGACAUAAAUCAUGUCAUUAAAUUUUUUACAGUUGAUUUGUAAGCUAACCUAAUCAGGCCUUUUAUAGUUUACUCCUUUUUAUUGAUUUAAUAUGUAGCAGAAAACAAGACCAGAGGAAGAUUAUUUUUCAGUGUUAUAUUUUUUUUCCUUUGUAGCAUCUUAACGAAGGAAACAAGAUAUUUCAUGAAUACCAUACUCAUGAAAUAGUUGCCUAAUUUCUGGAAUCCAGUUUCUCUGCCUCUUCAGGAAACUCUACCCUGCUCUCAACGUAAUCUUCUGUUUCUGUCAUAGGAUUGACAAGGUUUUUGAGCAUUUCUUUCCAUUCAAGUGACCGAUUCACUAAGUAAAAAUUCUAAACAAAAGAAAAACAGUACAGUCCAAUAAGUAGAAUUGUCUUGGGAUUAUAUGAUCUCCAGUAAUUGAAUUGCAUGGUUAUAGUGCUUGUUAUGUAGAGCUGCAACUAACGAUUCUUUUUUUUUUUAUAAUCGAUUAAUUGAAAAAACGGAUAAAUGUUAGGCUUAUUGUAAGUAACAAUGAAGACAAUGGAUGACUAUUUCCUUAAAAAUAUUUUAUUACUUCUUCCUCACUUAGCUGUAGCAUACCUGUCAACCAGAGGCCGUUGGCAAUCUUACAAACAGUGACGUAUGCCUUUACAAAUUGGUGACUAAUCUUGUAACGUUGUAUAUAGCGUGCAAUAUGAAACGAAAAUAAAACUCAAUUUUUAAAAUUAUAUGAAUUUAUUGGUAAUAUUGUCACAUAUAACCCGGUGCAAUCAAAGAACAAUUCAGCUACAUCAUGAGUACUAAAAUUUAACAGUGACUUUUGUUAUAUUUGUAUGUAGCGCUUUUUGGCAAUUUCUAUCAUGUCUUUUGAUGGCUACUCUUCAUGGCACUUCAGCUCGCAAUUCAGUUUGACUUGAAGGUAGUUCGUUAGUGUGUCUAAUUAUAAAUUAAAGAGGUCAAUUGAUAAAAUGAACUUAACAAUGCAAUCUUUGAGUUGGGGAACAUUUCUUUUGCUAAUUCUGAGAAGUGAUCUGCAAUAGUUGCAGGCAAAUUGUGUUCGGCAACAAAUUGGCAGACUAAAAUCUCAUCUUUCGUCACUUUUCAUUCUGCAGACUUCAUCUUUAUGACCAGUGUUGUUAAUCAUACUGUUAAAAAGUAAUUAAUUACGGUUACAAAUUACUUCUCCUAAAAAGUAAUUGAGUUAGUAACUCAGUUACCUGAAUGUAAGAGUAAUUAGUUACUUGGCAAAGUGACUGGUGUUACCUUUCAUGUUUUUUGUUUUUGUUUUUUUUUUUUUUUCCAAAACAAAACAAAAACAAGUAACCUUUGCUAUGUUUGGAAGUCAUUUACUGUUGUGAAUCAACUGUUAAAAUUGCUCCUGUUUUUGCAUUAGUUCCCUUCUGUCAGCUUUUGACAUGUGAAAGUUUUGUUUCUGUUUCAUCAUUUAAAGAUAGAUUCAAGUCAAGAAUUUGCCGAUUUAGGAGUAUUUUAUAUAAAAAGUUACUUGGGUUCGCCACUACAACAGAGCCUGUCUGAGACGUUUACUGCUUCAAAAUGACGGCUGUUUACUAACACUGCCAAGUCUGUCGUUUGGCAUAUAGUUCUAUAUGCAUGUGAUAUCUAGGCGUAGAUUGUAGGCUGUCGGCUACAGUCAGGAAAUAUUGGAGUCACCUAGCCUAGCAUUGCGUAUGCUACAGCGUCACAACAAACAGUCUUCUCUCUCCGUGUCUCUGACUUUUCUUAUGUCAUUCAACCAACGUAGUACCGCACAUUGUUUCGUUCCCGAAACGGUGUCAAAAUCCGAACGGAGGGGAAAAAAACGUAACGCACGAAAAACGUGCAGAUUUUGAACGUACGGCGUACACAUUUAAAGAUCAUUGCUCACUUGUACAAAUUACGCCGAAAAUGUACAACUUGACAGGUAUGCUAUAGUCCACUACUGUACUGUUUUAAGUACUAUACAUAUAACUUGUUUUUAAUAAAGGUUCUGACUAUAAAAAAUAAAAAUCUCAGUACACAAAUCAGAUAAGUCAUGUUCAUUCAAAUAUGCUUCUUCAAAACACAAUGGACACUUAAAGGGGAUGUAGCGGCAAAGGGGGUGUGAGACAUCAAUAGAACUGUUAUGUGCCAAGAUAACAAAUAUUGAUAAAGUUAACAAAAAAAAUCAAUCACAUUAAUGAGCAAUUAUCGAAAAUAGAUCGAAAAUGACGAACAUUCCCGAAAGUGUUCCGGAAACAGCCGAAUGGGGCGGCGACGUCACGACAAGUGAUUGACAGUCGAGGCGGAGCCAGGUGCCUUUGUUUUUUAACGACGAGAGAGUAGCGUUGGGGUUUGUUUGACGAAAACAUCUCAAAAAUGGUUCAAAACUGCUGUGCUAUGUAGUGUACAAAUAGCUAUUUAUCGGAAUACAGUAUCCAUGAGUUCCCGAACGCGAAAAAAAAAGCUGGACUACGCAGACGAUGGGUAAAGUUCGUCCGUGCAAAGAGGGCUAAUUUUCUAGACACAGCCUCCGGCACGCUUUUCUGUGGUGCGCAUUUUCCACCUGAAAGCUUCUCGAACUAUGGACAAGUGAAAUCGGAUUUUGCUAAAAGAUUGCUGCUCAAAGGAGAUGCGGUGCCGACCAUACACGCGCAGCGACCUAAAUGUCCCGAGAUAUCAAGAAAGAGGAUGAUGACUAGCAAAGAAGGCUAAGGCUAAGCAAAGGAGGGGAGUAGCCAAGCUCGAAAUGGCCAGAGUGAGUACUCUUUUAUAAUAAAAAAAUGUUACGCAUUGGAUACAGGACUGGACACAUGUAUACAUUAUCGUUCGUAAAAUAUAUAGAACAAAUCCUCUGAUCCCAUUCAUAUUUGUGUCUGUUGGCAGAGCGAAAAGCUAUGAUAGCGCAAUAAAUGAUAAUUAUUCUAUGCAUUCCUUUAUUUUGCAGUCACGGUGUAUCAGCUUCACAAAAAGAAAUGCAAAACAAAUCAUUGGUGUUUCCCACACGAUCUG
Messenger RNA from Corythoichthys intestinalis (scribbled pipefish), 9761 nucleotides. It is a transcript of the gene ppil4, whose product is annotated as peptidylprolyl isomerase (cyclophilin)-like 4. Gene Ontology annotation, biological process: protein peptidyl-prolyl isomerization. Gene Ontology annotation, molecular function: peptidyl-prolyl cis-trans isomerase activity; RNA binding. The transcript is spliced from 13 exons. The coding region runs from base 1 to 1446 and encodes 481 amino acids. The record is from RefSeq and is a predicted model, not a curated record. Lineage: Eukaryota; Metazoa; Chordata; Actinopteri; Syngnathiformes; Syngnathidae. Gene Ontology annotation, cellular component: nucleus.